AGACCCUAAAUUCCAAAAAGUGUACACACACAAACACGCGAAACUACUUGGAGACGAAGCAUAUUCCAAUCUCUCCAAUCCAAACAAGUUUAUAGAAUAUUUGAGGAUGAUGAUCCAAAGAGGAUCCCGUCAUUCGUAGCGGAGGAAGGAGAUGAAGCAAUCGAAGCUAAGCACGACGUACAAUCCCAGAUUCACGGGCGUGGUGACGGCCGCAUAGCCCGUGAUCCCCCGGAAAUCCCCAGUGCCGGCGAUGAUUGGGAGCUCCCUGGUGGGCUCGAGCGCCUUGUACGAGCCGUGGAAGACGAUCGUCCCAUUGUAUUGUGGGUUCUCCAGAUACGCCGAGAAGGAGACGAGCAAGUGGAAAUUCGAUCGCGACUCCACCAAGUACAUCCCCUGCCCUCUUCCCACAACCUUGGAAGUGUUGGAAGUGGUCUCGGUGAUGGGAUCGUCGAUGACGAAGACGGUCCCAAAGUCGUAGCGCGUGAGAUUGCCGCCCUCCGCCGCCACCUCCACGCCAGUGUUGUUGGCGAUGAGCUGCCGGUCUUGCAUGAAGAACUGGAGGCGCCGCGGGACCUUGCUCGAGGCAGCGGUCACUCGAGGAAGAUCUAGUGCCAGGAAGCUCAUUGCCAGUGCCAGGAUCGCUACUGCUGCUGCCAUGGCUCCUGCACUACUCCAAGAGGAAGAGGAAGAGGAAGAGGAAGAAGAAGAUGCCAUUGAGCAAACUUGCAGUGAUUCCACUCGCUCUUUGAUACUCGCGAGAAGUCAAAGCUCACGGGGAGAAAGAGAAUUGAGGAGAAAGGAAGGGAUGGCCUCAAACUCGCUGGUUGAAACGUUUUUUAAACUGUACUGGCGCUGGGAUAAUGGCAAGAACAUGUCCAUGGUUUUUAAAGUGGAGCCUUUUACCCUAGCUAUGGGGGGAAAUUCGGGCGUGGCGUCACUCGUCCUACUUCCCACCAUCGUCGCGUACGCUUGGAUUCUCUAUGGAUGCCCACCGCCGCUGCCAUCGCCAUCGCCAUCGCCACCGCCACCAGUGGCAAGGAAGUCACUGUCCGUGUGGAGCGCGGCAGCCCAUCCUUUGCUACUUCUCAAUGCUUUCUUCUUUGUCAAUGUCAAUGUGGUGUUUUGGAUCAUUAGCCUCGUCCAAGGGAGCACUUGGCUCAUCGACCCAUACUGGGCUUUCCUGCCGGUCUUGAUCACGCAUUUCCUGGCGGCGCAUCCCUCCGCCAAGUCCGACCCGGUGAGAUCGCGAGUAGUCACCGCGCUCGUCUGGGUGUGGAGCGCCAGGAUCACGCACUCGUACUUCCGGCGGGAGGAUUGGAAGCUGGGAGCCCGGGAGGAUUGGAGGUUUGCGGAGAUGCGCGAGCGGUUCGGCCGUCACUGGUGGUGGAUUUCCUUCUUCGCAGUCUACGUCUCGCAACAGGUUUUGCUGGUGGGCAUUUGCCUUCCCGUCUAUGCCGUCUUCCAAAGCCAGCUUCCAUGGCACCACCUUAUCGACACCACCAUCGCCAUGCUCUGCGUUGCGGGGAUUUCCAUCGCCUGCAUUGCCGACACCCAGCUCCACAGCUUUGUGAGCAGCAACAAGCUCCGGAGAGAGCGCGGGGCGCAGCCAGUCGCGGUUCUGGACGAGGGUCUGUGGCGCUACUCCCGGCAUCCAAACUACUUCGGCGAGCAGCUAUGGUGGUGGGGGCUGGCGAUGUUUGGCUCGAGGCUGGGCUUCUCUUGGACGAUGCUGGGGGCCGUGAUCAACAGUGCUUGCCUCGCCUGCGUCACGGUCAUGGUUGAGAGGAGAAUGCUGGCGAAAGAGUCGAGAGCGGCAGCUUACAGGAGUUACCAGAGACAAACGUCGGUGUCGAUUCCAUGGCCCAAGCUUUCCAGGUUUACAGACUGAUGGAUCACGAUGGAUGGCCUACUUGUCAAGAGUAUACUUCUUCUUUCCAGGAGGGUUCUUUCUCUGACAUGUUUCACUUCGAUUAUAAAUGUCCAAUUCAACAGCGACCAGCGACUGCUCGUGUCUCGAUCCACGAUCUCGAGCCAAGUUGGACACGGCUUCGCCCGACUUUGAUCACCAUGAGGCGAGCUUUGACAAGGUCCAAGAUGUGAUGAUCUCUCCUCUAAUUGACGCUCCACCAAAGGGAAGAUAAAAAUGUCGUUCAUCUGGGAUGAACAUAAAAAGGGAAGGAAAGUGAGUUGCACGUCUUUGUC
This is a messenger RNA of Selaginella moellendorffii, 2202 nucleotides long. RefSeq lists its product as uncharacterized. Gene Ontology annotation, cellular component: membrane. Gene Ontology annotation, biological process: lipid metabolic process. The record is from RefSeq and is a predicted model, not a curated record. Bases 530 to 1888 code for a protein of 452 amino acids. Gene Ontology annotation, molecular function: oxidoreductase activity, acting on the CH-CH group of donors. NCBI's taxonomy places the organism in Eukaryota, Viridiplantae, Streptophyta, Lycopodiopsida, Selaginellales, Selaginellaceae. The transcript is spliced from 3 exons.